This is a messenger RNA of Solanum tuberosum (potato), 1555 nucleotides long. RefSeq lists its product as uncharacterized. The transcript has 8 exons. NCBI's taxonomy places the organism in Eukaryota, Viridiplantae, Streptophyta, Magnoliopsida, Solanales, Solanaceae. The record is from RefSeq and is a predicted model, not a curated record. The coding region runs from base 315 to 1271 and encodes 318 amino acids.
GGAAAACCACCAAAGAGAGUCUCAUGUAAUGGCGAAAUAGCCACGUCAUCACUUGUUACCUUUCCCUUUCUUCAAUAAAAAGAAACUUCUUUUGAAUCAAAAUCCUUAUACAACUCUUGUUCUGCUUCUUUCAAUUCACUCAAAAGACUUCCAAUUGCAUAUAAUUGUGAAAAUUUACUCAACUGGAUAAUAGGUAUAAGCGACUACCUUUUUGAAUCAUACUCAUUGAUGGUGCAUGUAAGCUGGGGUGUACAUUUCUACUGAAAAAUUGGUACAGAGCUUUAUUGCAAUAGUUCGAAGUUGGGGCCUUAAAAAUGUCGAGCGGAGAUGGCCCUAAAGUCUCUUGUGAAGAAAUACAAAUGGUGCAAAAUCGGAUUGAGUACUGUCUUCGGCAAUACAUGAGUCGGAAAGAAGUUGUGAACACUCUCUUCAUCCAGGACAACAUAGAGCCUACAUUUACUGAACUCGUUUGGCAGAAACUAGAAGAAGAAAAUCAGGAAUUUUUCCAAGCAUAUUACCUGAAGCUGAUGGUGAAAGAGCAAAUAAUUGAAUUCAACAGGUUGCUUUCGGAACAGGUGAAGAUGACGCAGCAAGUUCCAAGUGCAAUUGCUUCUCUACCUAUGUCUAAUGGGUGUAAUAUUAUGCCAAUGCAUCAAAGUUCAACUUGUGGUGCUGCGGAAAAUGUUGGAACUGCUGCAAAGCCUAAUGGCAUGCACGAACCUGUACAUGCUGAUAGACCCAAUGCAUUCAGUAACAGCAGCUCAUCUGUUCUCUCUUGCAUGCAAACAACAAUUGAUAUUCCUUCUCAAAGCAGGAAAAUUGAUGGUCCUCCUAGUAUGUUUUUGGGCCAGCCCUCUAACAUGGGGAUGAGACAAACAAUGGAUGGGAGGAUUAUUAAGACAGAACCUAUCUAUGGUGGCAAUUCUCCGUUUGCCUUUGGUCCUCAUGGCACUUACUUGGAGUCACGUUCUGCAAUGGGCGAUGCAUCUGUUUCAUCGUUUAGUAGUGUGGAGUCGAACACACAACCUCUUAAUGAACCUCUUCUGGAUGCUGACACUUCUUCGUUUGGAUAUCUAGGGGAUAUACCUCAAAAUUUUGGUUUCUCAGACUUGACUGUUGAUUUCACUAAUAGUUCUGAUAUAUUAGGGAGCUACUCUAGGACUCCCUUUCUAGCAACAGAUACUGGCAACUUGCUCGAUUCAAAUGGAGGCAUUGAGAGGUUAACCAAUCCAUCAGAGAAAUUGAGAUACACUAAUUUCAGUGGAGAUUGAUUGUGUAUAGAUUCGAUCAAAACACAUACACGACGAUAGCUUUUGUAUAUUGCUGGCUGCUCAAGUGGUUUAGAAUAAUUGGAUUUUCUGGUAUUGUAGGUUGAGGUUGUCAUCAUGGAGAAUAAUUCAAACAUGAAAGAUUUCAGUAGAGAUCUUUGUACAAAGAGUUAAAUGUGAUUUAGAACAUUGUUAUUUUAUCCACGUAUAGCAUACUGUCUGAUUUUUAGUGUAACUAUGAAACAGUAUUGAAGUUUUAGUGCAUAUCGGACCUGAAAAUUUCAGCA